Molecule: messenger RNA, 2041 nt
Organism: Marchantia polymorpha subsp. ruderalis
Lineage: Eukaryota; Viridiplantae; Streptophyta; Marchantiopsida; Marchantiales; Marchantiaceae
Source: the annotation of a GenBank genome assembly
GUGUACUUGGGACCGUUUGUGCGACAUGGCGGCACAGAUUGGCAUUACGAAGGUAACCGGUAACCGGAACUGGGGAGUAUCGUGCACAUCUCCAAGUCGAAGGCUGGAGAUGCAGAACGUUGAGAGCAGUUUAGUGGUAGUAGAACCCUGCCACCACCGAGAGCACUCUUUGAGAGCACUCUCGAUCGGUGAUCGAGAUCGCGAGCAGUGAAGUGCUGUGAGAUUUGGGCUGGAAAAAAGAGGAAAAUAUUGCACACCCGAUCAGAAAUCAACUAAUGCUUCAUCUAAUUGUGCUCUUAAUCUUCAGGUGUCGAGGGAGGAGAAUGUUGUUCUGAUGGGGAUGCGAGUGCAGAUGCGGAUGGAGACAACGAGAAAUAUUCAAUUUCAAGUUGGAUCUCGAUAGGUUCUGAGAGGCAGCAGCGCAGAUGAAAUGAAGUGCACAUACAUCAGAUCCCAGUCUUCAAGCUCUGGUGAAUACCAAUCGGCAUACAAAAGUGAUGAGUGAGAAGUGGAGCUCUUCAGAGGCUCUGAAGUGGACGUGCACACCAUCGACAGUCUCCCACCAAAUUUCAGUAGGUGCAUAGCGAUAUCGUCCGCCAUUGGUGCGGCGCAAUCUAUUGCGAAUAUCUUGGCUGCAGCGCAUGUCAUUAAGCCAGGAUCUAGAUCUUACGCUCGCCGAAAUAAAGAUGCAUCUGAAAUAGAAUGGAGGCGCAAAAGAUGAGAUCAGCUGAACAGCAUGGGAGAGCAGAUCAAUCCCAAUAAUUCGAAGGUCGUCCAGCAUUUGGCAGACGUCGAGAAGAAAUCUCUACGACAGAUAGAGACACUGACGAAAGACUGCAGUCCAUCUCCACUCUCACUCACAUCAGCAUCCCCCACGGUUGGACAACCUCUCUCGUCCCGUCUCGGAGUGCACGAAGAUGAUAUCGUCACAGUCUGAUCAGAUCCUCUGCCGGGACCCACGACCAAGUCUAAAGACUUCGUUCAUCCUCCACCGGCGGAAUUGCGCAGAAGCUCAUCCACCCACUUUUCUCCGAUAUCCGUUUACCGUUCCAAUUCGUUUCUUUUCGAGUAAGUCGUCCACUUUUUCCGACCCUCCCUUUCCCUUUGCCUGUUGCUCCCAUCCGUUUCAGACCCGAAGGCCUUGAGGCAAGAGCCCGUCCUCGAUCGAGCUGGCUCUUGCCUCGAGACUGAGGGUGGUCGGAAGAAACGGCUGAGCGAGAUGACAGUCCUUCUGAGCGUGGCUUGCGUGAGCACAGACAUAUAUACACUCCCAGCAGUGGCCUCCCAAGCCUCAAUCACUGUCAGCCCCCUCAGCAAGCCCAUACAGUGCAUGAUCAGACUGACAUAUGUCGAUCCACUCCCAAAUCAUUGCGCAUAUACUUCUCAGGAACGCGAUCCAUCGAUCGAUCUACAGGAGGAGGAGGAGAGUUGACUACUCUACUCCCAUUGUACAUGAAAUUUCUGAUCGUAUGUACUUCUACGGACCUGGAAAUACGAACAAGGAGUUCAACGAUGAGCAUCAAUCUGUGCUUCUCCUGAGCUGAUUCUAUGUAUCACAUGACGCACCGUGGGGCGAAAAAAACAGUCCAAUCUAAAAGCAAGAAGACGUGCCAAGUAGUCGAGGACGAAGUGAUGUAUGAGUGUGUGUCCAUGUAUAUCUCUAUAUAUGGAUUUGUAUAUUUGGACACUUUACUGCACCCAGAGAGAGGAGACGGGUGCAGAGGGGUGCAGUCGAGAUUUUGUAGGACCCAACAAGAUUCAUUAGUUGACUGGCACCCGAUUCCUCUUCUCUUCUCUUCGGUGGGUGCUGUACAUCAGCUGCCCGCCCUCUUCUUCCUUCAGAUGCAGUCCUCAUCGAUUCUCGAUCAUUCCAUCUGAUCCUGCCAAUCCUCCAUACUCAUCACUGCCUGCAGCCAUCACUUGAAAAUGGUUUGUUGUACAGUUCUAUCUCUUUUCGUGUCUUCGGAGCUGAAAACUUAAUAAAGGCCGCACGUUGAAGGGAGAGAUUCUUGUAAUUCUUUUGUGUACAAUUUCGAUUUGC